AUGCCGAAAUAUUAUUGUGAUUACUGUGAUACUUUUUUGACACAUGACUCCCCAUCUGUUCGAAAGACCCACAAUGGAGGUAGGAAGCACAAGGAGAAUGUGAGGAUGUACUAUCAAGGAUGGAUGGAGCUCCAAGCUCAAAAGUUGGUUGAUGCCACUGCCAAAGCCUUCACACAACAGAGGAUGCUCACUAACAGUCAUAUGGCUGGACAAAUUCCUAUGGUUGGUUUUUUAAAAAGUGAUAUUGGCUACAGUUUAGUAAAUAAUAGCUUUUUAUAUUAAGUUAGCUGAUUUUAAAGAAUAACCUUCUGUUGUGCCGAAUUUUGAAGCCAUUUUUGAUUGAUUUGGGUAAAAAUGAAACUGUUUUAUGGCUUGGGAUUUUUGGUAAUUGAACAGACGGUUAAUUUAUUCAUUUCCAGCCUGGUAGACCUCCAGUUCUUCCACCAACAGCCAUGAUUCGACCGCCAGUCCAAUUCCCUUACCUACCUCAAGGUCUUCCGAUGGGAAUCCGCCCAGGUCUUCCUCCAGGCGCUCCACAAUUCCCAGGCCAAAUUCCUGUACCAGGCCAGAUCGCUGGAGUCAUGCCGGGUCAACUACCACCUCAACUACAACACAUGAUUCCACCAAGGCUGCCACCAACUUCAUAA
This is a messenger RNA of Bursaphelenchus okinawaensis, 647 nucleotides long. The record is from the annotation of a GenBank genome assembly. Lineage: Eukaryota; Metazoa; Nematoda; Chromadorea; Rhabditida; Aphelenchoididae.